Pneumocystis carinii B80 is the source of this 8303-nucleotide messenger RNA. RefSeq lists its product as hypothetical. Lineage: Eukaryota; Fungi; Ascomycota; Pneumocystomycetes; Pneumocystales; Pneumocystaceae. The transcript is spliced from 8 exons. The record is from RefSeq and is a predicted model, not a curated record. Bases 46 to 8259 code for a protein of 2737 amino acids.
GAAUCAUAGUUAAAUGAAUAAGAGUUAUCAGGAGGACAGGAUUAAAUGGAAAUAUUUGUGGAGAAGAUAGUCUUAUGGAUUGUUAUUAUUUGUUUAAGCUAUGUUGUUUUAACGCAUAUACUUUUGGGAGUAAUUAAGAGGAUUGGAGGAGUGCAUAUACGGCGUUUUGGAUAUUUUUCUAUUCAUGGGAUUGAGCUUUGUUAUAAUGAGGAAUAUGGUCGUUUAUAUGUGGAGUCGGUUAAGAUGCAUUUUCAUAGACCAACAUUGGCAACAAGAACAUGGGUUAGUUUUUGUAUUAAAGGGAUUUCCAUGAACAUAUGUAAAUCUUGCAAAAAACGCCAAGAAAUUUCAAAAAAAAGAAAAUCCUUAGAUUUUUUUAAGAAAUAUGCCCAAAAAGGUGUUUAUUUUAUGCUUAAAAUCUUAAAAUCAUCAAUUAUUUUUAAGAUUAAGGAUUGGAUUGAUAUAGUGAUAACGGAUACCAGCAUUAAUAUUGAAGAUUAUGGAAAAUUUUUUAUUGGUAGAUUUAAUAUAUGUUUUAAUAAUGCAUUUUAUCAUGGUACAACAUCAGAAAUUUAUAGUGGUAAAUUUCCUAAAUUUUUAUACGAUGAAAAGACAUUUGAAAUGAUAAAUAUAGUGGAUUCUAUACUUUUUAUAUCAAAAAAAGGGACGUCAUCAGAAUUAAUAGAUAAAGUUUUGAUUAACGUUCAAGGAAAACUAGAUUGUAUGAUAAAGAGUGUAAAAUGUUCAUUAAAAUGUGGGAAAUUUAUAUUACCUCUUGAUGAAUUUAUGGAUAACAGUGAUUUAAGUUGUUUUUUUAAUGAUAAAGUCGACUCAUUUGUUUCUGAAAUGAAUAAUAAUAAUUUCAAAGUGGAAGAUGAAUUAAAAGAAUCAGCGGCGAAAAUAAAACAGAGCAUAGUUGAAAAAAUGCAUUGGUUUGAUAUGAUACAUGAAAUACAAUUUCAUAUUGGAAACUUAAAAAUAAAGAAAUCUAUUACAUCUUCUAGUUCUGAAAACUAUACUUCAUUUAUAUCAUUAAAAUUGAAGGAAAUUGGGAUAAAUAUACAUUAUAUUGGGGAAAAUUCAAAUAUUUAUAGACAAUUUCUUGAUGUUCCUGCUUCUCAUCAGAUACUUGCAUCAUGUAUUUCGCUAUCGAUAAGCAUAUUUCAACAAACGAUUCAGGAAAAGGAUUUUAUCUUGAUACCUAUGAUCACUUUUACAUGUAAAAUAACUACUCUUGACCAUUUAGUCAAUAAUAGCAUAAUUACAAAGGGAAUGAAUCUUACUAAUAUUAUCGCAAAUAUGGCUAUAACAUCGCCAUCAAUAAACUUACGUUUUGAGAGAUUAUUAUCAAUAGUUUCAAUAUUUGAAUCUAAAAAUGUUACUAAUACAUCAGCAUUUUCAAAGAUACAAUUAUUUGAAGAUUUUAUACCCAAAUUGAAUUUCAAUUUUUCUAUUUAUGAACCAGUAAUACGGAUAUUGCUUCCUUUUAAUAAUUCUUUAUAUGAAAAUUUGAAACAAAAGCCUACAAUACUUAUAUUGAGUUUAUCUAAUAUAUUCAUGGAUCUUCAGACUAACAUAUCUGGUAAUGGUAUAUCUCGUCUUUUUUCGGUUAAUACUUCUAUUUUGUUUAUUUCACAAAAGUUAUAUUAUCAUACUUCUUUUAAAAGGAAAUACAACAUUCUUUCCAUAGAGAAUUUUACUCUUCAUUUUAAAUUUGAUUUAUUCCCAUUCAAUAAUGUCUUUAUUGGAAUCUUUCAUGAUAAUGUGGUUUUUAACUUAAAUAACAUCGAAAUAAUUUAUUGUUUAAAUAACAUAUUUCUAAAUAUUUCAAAUACUAGGUACGAUUAUUUAGGCGAAAAGAAUACUGGACUACUGGAUAUCUUUUUGCUAUAUAAGUGUUCUCUGUUGUUAAGGAAGAUAGAGUUUCAUGGAUCAAAAUUAGAUAUUUACCUUUUCGGAAAUGAACCUAAAAUAACUCAUGAUCAUAAAGGAAUUUUACUGAGAUUAGAUUCAUGGGAAAUGGAAUAUUGUUUUUUAAAUAUGGGCUCUAAAGAAUUACUUUUCUCUAUAUAUAAGGAAAAUAGAUCACCAAAUUUCCAACAUAUUUUAAAUACAUUUGUUUUUAAUACAAUACCUUCUUCAAGAGGUACAUUGUUACUCAAUGGUUUCAAAAUAUUUUCAAUGCAUGCUGAAAAUGUUUUGGAUAUGAAAGAACCAAUUAUAGAAGUUAUAAAAUGUGGAUUAACAUUUGUUACCGAACCUAAUAAAGAUCAUUUGUUACGGAUUACAAUUGAGAUAGAUCAAUUGUCUCUAACUUAUUCUUUAUUUAAAUAUUAUACGAUUCUUCUUGCUCUAAAAAUUUUAGAAAAAACAUUCUUUCAACAGAAUAUUUUUAAAACAUCGCAAGGCUGUCAUGCUGAUGACAAUGGACAAGUUAGCAAUUUAUUAUGGGGGUACAUAUUUCUAUAUAUAUCUAUUUCGUCAGUAAAAGUCAAAAUCGAGCUACCAUCUAAACAGUUUUCAAUGCUUAGUAUACAUAAACUAGAAAUGUCACACAAUAAGGAUAAGUUUUUAUCAUUUAAGGCUGGAAAUAUAGUUCUUUAUGUUCUUAGUCCAAUUAUUCAAGAAUUUUGGGAUAGGAUUGUUAAUAUUAAUACCCUUACUAUCUAUUACAAACGUGUUAAAAUCGAUCAAAAAAAUGAGCCAACAAUAGUUUUAUAUACAGACGCUAUACGAAUUCGUAUUCCUCAUAAAUUUGUCUUGCAUUUAAUGGUAGAAAGCAUACAAAAUACUAUAAAAAGUUCAAAACAACUUUAUUAUUGUUUUUUUACAAGUUAUAAUAGCUCUACUUUAACAAAUCAUCCGGUGAAGGCAAAAGUUAUACCUAAGAUUCACUUAGAAUCUUCUAUUAUAUCUUUUGACAUUGAAGAUGAUCCAUUUGAAGCAAGAUUAGGACUUAUUUGGCGUAUAGGAUUAAUAGAACAAAAGGCUAGAAUUAUGCGCGAAACAACUUUUGAUAUUAAGGCUGAAAAAAUUAAAGAUGAAUCAGAACUAAUGAAUGAUAAUGAACAGAGUAAAACCAAUAACGAAAAUGAAUAUUUUUUGGGAACUUCAUUUGAAAAAUCGGAAUUAAAACAAUUAUAUAAUAAACAAGAAUGUCAUAUGAAAAAUAUUAAGGAUGUUCAAGAUCUUUCAGAAUCUAAAUUUUCUAAUUUACCUUCUAAAGCUGAACAAGCAUAUGAAAAACUUCAAGAAUAUAAUUCUCAUUCAUGGAUUAAAAAAUUUCAAAAAGUAAAUAAUUUACAGUCUUCUAAGCUGUAUUCUAUACGAUAUAGACAUUGGAUAUCAGAUGAUAUAGAAUGCAUAUCAACUUUUCAGGAAAAUAUUUUGCCUCUUCCUACCAGGCCACCUCUUUUAAGUAUAUUAUUUUCGAAAGUUCAAUUUAUUUUUGAUAAGCCAUCAUUUCCUAUAGAAAAUCUUUAUCAGUUUUUGCGAGAUACAGGCAAGGGAUUGCCUCUAGAUACUAAAUUUUCUGUUUUAAUACCUUUUAAUUUAAGUUGGAAAAUGGCAGAAGUAAAAGUAUGCUUGCGAGAUUAUCCUUUGCCUUUGAUUUAUAUUCCUGAUUCAAAUUCAUUGCAGCCGCAGAAUUCUCCUACAUGGGACUUUUCAUCAGAUUUAGUAAUUGCAGAACAAUUUUCAGGAAAAGAAUCAAUUCGUUAUGUAGAAGUUUGUAUUAUUCCUGAUGAAUCAGAGAAAAAAGGAUCUCCCUUUAAUAUAAGGGUUGCAAGAACAGUAAAUCCCGUCAAAUUUUAUGGCGUUGUUGAUAUUAGUAUAAAUACACUAUAUCCUACUCAAAUUACAUGGGGUAUGUCAUUACAGCCAGCUAUACAAGAUAUUAUGCGUAUAUUCGGGACAUUUUCAAGACCUCCUGAAGAUCCUUCUGAUAAAUUGGGCUUUUGGGAUAAAAUUAGACUGAUUAUACAUACUUCUUUUAAAUUUAAAUGGAAGAAUGGCGGUAAUGUUUAUUUAACAUUAAAAGGUUCUAGAGAUCCGUAUCUUAUUACUGGAGAUGGUGCUGGUUUUAUAAAAUGUUGGAGAGGAAAUGUCGAAUGGAAUGUUGGUUGUAGUUUAGAUUCUAGAAAUUUUAUGGUAAUUAUCAGUGAUGAAUUUUUGCUAGCUAUUCCGGAUUUUGUUAAACAAGCACAAAGCCUUAUGAAUUGGCCAAAUACUAUAAUUUCUGUGUAUGAUAAUUUGACGAAUAAUACAUAUGAAAAGAAUACUAUUUACUUUCAAAAAAUUAUAAUGAAGUUAAGAGGAGGAGUAAAGUGGACUGCAGGAUUGGUAUUUGAACGGCAUUGUGAUAACGCAUGUCAAAAUUGUUGUGGGAAAUAUCAAUGCAAAAUAUUCAGUUUUAAGCCUCAUUAUAAAAUUAUUCUUCGAAUUCCUAAGUUUGCCCUUUCGGAGAAUGAAGAAAAAUAUGAUGCUUUUAAAGGAUUUAGGAGUCAUUAUCUUCAUGGAUCUUUGUCUAUUAUUUCCCCUAUUGACGCAUCUUUGUCAAAUUUAAAGUUUAAUGAAAAAAUUAAAAGCUAUAAUGCUAUUCAUUUAACCCCAAAAGUAUUCCAGCAUUUUCUUAAUUGGUGGUCUCUUUUUAGUGGGAUUAUGUCUUUUCCUCUCAAAUCAGGAAAAUUAUUUCCAUUUCCACAUAUGAAGAAAAAAAUUAGUCGCCAUUUAAUGACUUUUAGCUAUAAAUUGGAACUUUCUCCACUUUUUCUAAGUCAUAUUUAUAAUUAUAGAACAGAUGUUGAUUGGAUAGAUAAAACUUUUACUUCUAUAGGCGUAAAAGGCAAAACUGAAAAGUUUACUCUUGAUAUUCAUCAGAAGAAGGAUAUUCAGUUUAAAAAAUUGCAUAAAACUAGAAGAAAUGAAAAUAUAAUUGUUGAUAAAGCAACAAUAGAUUUUACUUAUACAGAUUUGAAACUAAUAUUAUCACGUUUUAAUGAAGUGGAUAUAGAAGAUUUCAAUAAAUUUGAGUAUGAUUCCCAAAAAAGUCAUGAUUUUAGAAGGAUUUUUCAAAAAAAUAAUUCUAAUCAUUUUUUUGUGAAUGAAGAUUUGAAAUGGAUAGAUAUAGAUGAUUUUAUUGAUUUGGAUUUAGAUAUUUCACUAAAAAGUGCACCAGUUUUUCAGAUUCUGCCUCUUGCAUAUAUUCCACAAUUUAUUUAUUUUCGGGGGACUAAUAAUCAUUCUAAUGGCUCAGAUCCUGAAAACAUAUGCUCAUCAAAAUAUCAAUUUGGAAACGAUGAUACACAUUUUUGUAUAUUAAAUAAUAAGAAAGACCCAUAUGAUAUUCAAGUUGAGCUUAUUCAAAAGCGACAAAAUGAAAUUAUGAAACAAAUAAACAAAAAUAAGAACAAGUUAAGUUGUAUCGAAAACGUUAUUUCUAAAAAAUCUAAAGCUACUAUUUUAAAAUCUCAAUAUAAAAAAAUUAUGGAUGAAAAUACUAUGUUAUUUGAUAAGCACAAUUUUAUUAAUGCUAUAUUAUUACAUCUUAAAGCAGAUCAGGAUGAUAAAUUCACAAGUAAAAUGGAUAUGUCUACUGACAACCAUCUUGUUUCAAGUUGUAUUAGUGAAAAUUUUCGAGUUUUGUCAAAAGAAACUAUUUCUGAGGAUUUUUCCGACUUUGAUAACCGCUUUUUUGUGUAUAAUAUUCAAUUAAAAUGGUAUAAUUCUGUUAGGAAUAUUUUAUUUUCCUAUAUACAUCAAAUUACACAGAGAGAAGGUUUUGUUUAUUAUAUGUCUCAAAAAGCUGUAAAAUUCAUUACCGACCUUAUUAAAGAACAAGUGAAAUUAGGAAAUCAUUUAUCUAUAAUGACGAAUGAAAAAAUUAUUAAUAAACAAGGAUUUAAUGAUCAAGAAAUAAACGAAUUAAUAGAUGGUUUAAUGAGCGAUACUAAUAAUGAUUUUAAAGAUGAGAGGAAUAAUAAAAAAUCAUUUUCGAGUAUAGACAAUCCUUUUUUUCGUGAUGAUUCUGAUUAUAUUUUGUCCAAAAAUUAUGAUUGUCAACAUAGCUAUAUUGUUAAAUUAUUUGCACCUCAAAUACAAUUACAGAGCGAGAAAAAUGAUCAAGGAGUGGCAAUUAUAACUGCACAAAACAUGCAAUUAAAAGUAUUUUCUAUAAUUGAUAAAGAUAUGGUUGAUGAUACACUAAGUGGUCUUUUGCAACAUAGAUUUAUUGUUAAAAUGGACAAUGCUCAAAUUUUUGUUUCUAAAAAAAAUGAUUUCAUUGAGAAUUCUGCUAACUUUUUUUAUGCAAAUAACUACGGCUCUCUACAGUCAAAUUGGUCUCCGUGGAUACCCCUUGAGUCUAUUUAUGAUUUUUCUGGAACUCCUAUGGCAUUUACUCGUAUAAUAGAUCAAACUUCUGCUUCUCUUGGAUUUAUCAAAUACAAUCAUCUUCGAUUAAAAAAAAAUGAAUUAAAUCAUAGUAAAAAUGACUUAUUUGAAAGUUUUAAAAUAGAAUCACCCGAGCAAUAUGUUAAUAAUAUAUUUGUCGAUUUUCCAAAAAUUAUUUUUACUGCAAAUUCUGAUCAAUAUUAUAUAAUUUUUUUAAUAGUUACUGAUCUUUUGAUAUAUACUGAACCAGCGCAAAAAGAAAAAUCUAAAAGAUUAGAAAAACUAAUGUUGGCUGUAGACUUUAGCGAUUUAACUGGUACAGCUGAAAUGGUUGUUAAUCUACAGAAAAAAAUAAGAAAUUUGGAAGAAAUAAAAACGCGGCAUAGACUUUAUUAUGAAAAGUACAAUAUGGAGCAGAGAUUAAUUGGAAUAAAGAUAGAAGCUGAGCUUCGUGAUUGUGAAGAUGAAUUAUUCUAUUUAAUGAAAUCAAUUGCGGCAUCUCAAAAACAUGAUGGUAACAUUAUUAAAAAUGUAGCAAAUAUGUCGUGGUUGCUAUCAGCAUCAGAAGUUGUUUGGCAUGGUUUGUUAGAAAAUAAUAAACCAUUCGUUGAUUUUGGUCUUUCUAAUGCUACAUAUCAACGAACAGAUAAUUUUGAUGGUUCCAAUUUCAAUAUUUUAGAAAUAGAAACGAUUCAAGGUAUAAAUUUGUUGCCAAAAACCUGUUUUCCUGAUUUACUAUCACCUUAUUUUUGUGAAUCAAAAAGUGUUUUACAUGGAAGAAAAAAGAAAAUGAUAAGAAUAUAUUGGCAUAUGCUGGAUUCUAUUGGAGGGAUACCAGUAAUGGAUCAUUUUGAAGUUAAUAUUUUCCCCCUUAGUAUAAAGUUAGAACAUGAAGUAGGUAAAAAAAUAUUUGAUUAUGUUUUUCCUGGUAAAGGUGCUGUCAAUUCUAUGGCACAAGAAAAGUCUAGUCCUUUGAAGAGGGAUAUUAAUGCAGAUAUGUCAAACACUGAAAAUUAUUAUAAAACAGAUAUUUCACAUCCAUUUUAUAGUAAUAGAAGCAGUUCUGUUUCUUUACUUAUGAAUUCAAUUAAAUCACCUAUUGAAUCAUUUUCAUGUUUGUCGAAAUUAUCUCGUGAAUCUAUUAAAUCCAAUUCUAGUUUUCAAAUAUUUUAUGAUUCUGAAGAUGUUAAUGGAGCUGAAUCUUUGAAAUUGUCGAAGAGUGAAAUCCAAAUAGCCGAUCCAAAUGUUUUUGAAAAAAAUGAUAGAAUUAACAAUAAAUCUUGUUUUAAACCUAAUGAUGAUCUAAAUCAGAUGGUUCUAAGAGCUAAUAACAAUAUGACUCUUCUUUAUGUUAAAGUUCCAAGUUUAAUACUUUGUUUAAGUUAUAAGGGACCAAGAAAAAAAAAUAUAGAAGAUCUUAAUAAUUUUGUUUUUUGUAUACCUACUAUUGAAUAUAGAAACAAAACAUGGUCAUAUCUUGAUCUAGUACUUCAUAUUAAAAAAGAAAUAAUCAAAGCUAUUAUAGGUCAUACCGGAUCUUUAGUAAAAGACAAAUUUAUACAACGUCGUUCUCGUGAAAAAUUAUCUCAAACUAAACGUGAAUAUAUACCAUUUAAAAUUAAUAUGCCCUUGAAUUAUAAGAAUAAAAACACUGAAUUUCAAAAAAUGACAUCAAAUAUUAUGAAAAGUAAUUUAAUGAAAAGCAAUUGUCAGCAUUUUAAUCAUAAGCAUCAUUUGUGUAAUUUUUCGGAGCGAUCAUUAUCUUGUGUGUCACAUUUAGUCGAAUUUAAUGAUACUGAAGAAUCAGAAGAAGGUAGAAUUAAAAAAGCAAAAAUGCUUUUAGGAAAAUUUAUUGAUACAACUAUAUAAAAUAUUUCACAUAUAAAAAUGAAUAUGUAUUAUUUCUUAUAUAA